AUCUUUGCUUUGUUCUUCUCUGUGUUUUUGCAUUCUUUGCCUCUCUGUUGUUGCCCUGUUUUUCAUCACUGCUUUCAUGGCUCCCCCGAACGAUCCUACUAACUCUGUCCUCAACGUUAUCGGAUCAACUAGUGUUGAGAAGUGUUUUGAUCUGUCCGACGGGAAGUUUUGUGUGAAAGGCUUUGCCUUGUUGUCGGAUGUUCCGAUCAAUGUCACUUUCUCAUCCUUCCUGUCUGUCUGUAAAUCCUCCGACGCCCCACUUCCCCUGCUCCAACGAGUCCAAUCUCAGUGUCACAGAGGUGGGUUUCUGGGAUUCACCAAAGACACACCAUCUGAUAGGAUCAUGAACUCUUUGGGUAGAUUCACAGAUAGAAACUUUCUGAGCAUCUUUAGGUUCAAAACAUGGUGGUCUACACAAUGGGUGGGAAAAUCCGGUUCUGAUUUGCAGAUGGAAACCCAAUGGGUAGUCCUAGAUGUCCCUGAAAUCAAAUCCUAUGUCAUAAUCAUCCCUAUAAUUGAAGGUGGGUUUAGGUCUGCUCUUCAACCUGGAGAAAACGGCCAUGUCAUGAUCUGUGCCGAAAGUGGCUCGAGCCGUGUUACUUCGUCCUGCUUUGAAUCCAUAGCAUAUGUUCAUGUUUCUGAUAACCCUUUCAAUUUGAUGAAAGAGGCGUUCAGUGCUGUUAGGGUUCAUCUGAACACCUUCAAGCUUUUGGAAGAGAAGAAUCUUCCUUCUCUUGUUAAUAAAUUUGGGUGGUGCACUUGGGAUGCGUUUUAUUUGACCGUAGAGCCUGCUGGUGUGUGGCAGGGAGUGAAGGAGUUUACGGAUGGUGGUGUUGCUCCGAGGUUUGUCAUCAUCGACGAUGGCUGGCAGAGCAUCAAUCGUGAUGACGAGGACCCGAAUGAGGACUGCAAGAACCUUGUUCUGGGUGGGGAGCAGAUGACCGCAAGGCUUCACCGGCUCGACGAGGGUGAGAAAUUCAGGAAAUAUAGAGGAGGGUCGUUCCUAAGUUCUGAUGCUCCGCCGUUCAAUCCCCAGAAGCCGAAGAUUCUGAUCAACAAGGCAAUUGAACUUGAACACACCGUGAGGGACCUCAACAAAGCGAUCAAAUCAGGGGCAACAGAUAUUUCUGGCUUCGAAUUGAAAAUUUGUAAGCUGAAACAAGAACUGGAUGAGACGUUCGGGAAAGAAGAAAGCACCAAACUUUCCAUUGGAGAAUGCGGAAGUUGUUCCUGCAAGGCAGAUAACUCCGGUCUGAAUGCCUUUACUAAGGAUUUGAGGACCAAGUUCAAAGGUUUGGAUGAUAUCUGGGUGUGGCACGCCCUCUGCGGUGCUUGGGGCGGCAUUAGGCCUGGAACAACCCAUCUGAACACCAAAGUUGUCCCUUGCAAUGUCUCUCCUGGCCUUAGGGGAACGAUGCCAGAUCUUGCUGUCGAUGAAAUUGUUAAAGCCGGGCUCGGCCUUGUCCACCCUAAUCAAGCAGGAGAUUUCUAUGAUUCUAUGCAUUCGCACCUUGCCAAAUCUGGUAUUACAGGUGUUAAAGUGGAUGUCAUUCAUAUAGCAAUGGGCAGAGUUGGGGAUGAUUUCUGGUUCCAGGACCCAAAUGGGGAUCCCAUGGGAGUGUACUGGCUACAAGGGGUUCAUAUGAUCCACUGUGCCUAUAACAGCUUAUGGAUGGGUCAGAUUAUUCAACCCGACUGGGACAUGUUCCAAUCUGACCAUUGCUGUGCCAAAUUCCACGCCGGAUCACGGGCCAUCUGCGGUGGACCUGUAUACCUGAGUGACUCCCUUGGUGGCCAUGAUUUUGACCUUAUUAAGAAGCUUGUUUAUCCCGAUGGCACCAUUCCCAAAUGCCAGAGCUUCGCCCUUCCAACUAGAGACUGCCUUUUUGUCAAUCCUCUCUUCGACAGUAAAUCCCUCCUCAAGAUUUGGAACUUCAAUAAAUAUGGAGGUGUAAUUGGAGCUUUCAAUUGCCAAGGAGCGGGGUGGGAUCCAACGGAGAAGAGGAUCUUGGGUCAUACCGAGUGCUACAAGCCAGUUUCCGGUGUUGUUCAUGUCACUGACAUCGAAUGGGACCAAUACAAGGAAGCUGCUCCAAUGGCUGAGGCAGAGGAGUUCCUGGUCUACCUCAACCAAGCAGAGAAACUUCUCCUGACAACCUGCAAAUCCAAACCAAUUGAAAUCACCAUCCAGCCAUCUUCCUUCGAGCUAUUCAACUUCGUUCCAAUCCAGAAGCUCGGCCAUGUUGCCAAGUUUGCCCCAGUAGGUCUAACCAACAUGUUCAAUAGUGUUGGAACGAUUCAGGAACUGGAAUAUGUUGUGUCGGGAGCUGAGAUUGGUGUCAAGAUUAAGGUGAAAGGUGGAGGGAAUUUCUUGGCCUAUUCUAGUGUGUCUCCGAAGAAAUUUUACUUGAAUGGUGCUGAGGCAGUGUUUGAGUGGUUGGCUGAUGGCAGAUUGAUCUUGAAUGUUCCAUGGAUCGAAGAGGCAGGUGGUGUUUCAGAUGUGGUUUUUCUUUAUUGAAGUUUUAGUGAUGUUUUUUUACAUUCUAGCCACGGUCCAUGGCCUCUAAGUGGUUAUGACUUUAUUACAAAUAAAUAUUGGAACCCUAU
This is a messenger RNA of Rubroshorea leprosula, 2607 nucleotides long. Lineage: Eukaryota; Viridiplantae; Streptophyta; Magnoliopsida; Malvales; Dipterocarpaceae. The record is from the annotation of a GenBank genome assembly.